AUGGAUGAUACACGAUUAGAAUGGAUGAAGCAUAUUAUUUAUAAAGCGUUAAAUUUAGUAGAUGAUGAUAUAUUUACGGAAUUUCUUGAACAGAAUGAUAAUACAAAUGAAUUAGAAUUAGCGAAAUUUUUAAAUGAUUCACCAAAAGAUGAUUAUCAAAUGUUAUUAUUUUAUAAAACUCAUUAUGAAGAAGAAAUUGAAGAGAUUUUACGUAUACCAAAAAAACAAGCUUCAAAUGAAAUGAUCAAUGUGGAAGGUGAAGUCGAAUCUGAACACUUAGGCAGUUCAAAAGAAAAGCAAAAUGGAAUUUCUAACGGGAUCCAUAUCAGCAGUGAUGUUGAACAUAACGAGUUGGAUGAAAAAGAAGGUGAUGACCCAUUUAUCGAAGGGAAUGGUAUCUCACCAGAGUAUACAACUAUCAUUAACCGUAAAACAAGAUGGCGAACAUGUUUAAAUAUGAAGAAUACAAGUGUAGGAGUUGAGAACUUAACAGAAGAAUAUGUUUAUUUUAUUCGAAUCACAAAAGGUUAUAUUAAUGCACCGAGUGAUUUGAAACAUACAUUUAAUUUUAUGCCAAGUCAAAUGCAAUGGGGUUACAUGAGAGGAAGCUUUCUGGAAAGUCUACUAAAUUUACUAAAGCAUGUAUAUGCUCCAUUACUGAAAGAACAACAGUCAGUCUUACAUCAACGUCAGAAUAGACCGAUAGAUUAUGAACACAGUACUAAACCUAUGAACAGUGAUGAGAAAGAAAAUUUGAAUGUUGAUGUAAAGAACGGACAAGAUGAAGAAAAGGUGUUACCAGAAACGAGGGAUGAAUUUUUGAUAAAUAUACGGAAAUUUUAUCGUAUUGUAGAAACAACUAUCCAUCAGUUGAAUAGUGACAUUGUUUUAGAAGUACCAGAUUUAGAUGUCACCGGUGAAGAAGAUGAAAUUGUGAAAAGUUCAAAGUUUUUAAUUAUUGAAAAAACUAUCAUAUCUUGGAAUCGACAAAUUCGUCAAACAUUAGACACUUUACUAGAAAAAACUCCAGAUGGUACAAGUCCAUUGAAUCUAAUUGAUUAUUGGCGUGAUCGAAAUUUAAUUCUUGGUACACUAAUUGAACAGUUAAAACGUUCACCUGUUGUAAGAUUUUAUCAUUUACAUCAAUUACAAGAAAAUGAUGCAUAUACUGCAUUAUAUAGUGAGAUAAACAGUUUGUAUAUACAAGCUAGAGAUAAUGUCAAAUUUCUAUCUUUAUUAGAGAGACAUUUUAAAACACUUACAUUUGGAAAUAAAUUUGAGUCAAUCAUAGACAUUAUAUAUCCUCUGAUGCAGACAUUUCAUAUGAUAUGGGUUUUGUCAAGAUACUAUAAUCGUGAUGAGAAUAUGUUACAGUUAUUUGAAAGAACUGCACUAACCAUAGUGAAUCGAGUUGUUCGAGCUAUUGACUUGCCAAAUUUAUUUCACUCUGAUGUGAAACAGUCUAUUUCCUUGAUAAAAAUUGCCAUUAAUUUAUUAAAUCAUUGGAAAUCAGUUUAUUAUCAAAAACGUGCUGAAAUUGAAACAGUUGGUCGUGAUGCACGUUGGGAAUUUGAUAAAAUCAAAUUGUUUGGAUAUACAGACUUUACAUGCUUAAUAUGCGAAAAUCUUUUAGAAAUUUUUACAACAAUAGAAGAUUUUCAAAAUAUUUUUGGUUCAGAACUUAAAUCAGUUACAUGUGAUCCUAAGAAGAUAGAUGAAGCAAGUAAACAUGUGAAAAAUAUUAUUGAAAAUUUUCAUGAGAUUAGAAAUGAUCCAUUCAACAAAGAAAAUAAAAGUUGGUGGGAUGAAGAGUUACAAAAGUUUCAUGAAGUUGUUCAACAUCUUGAACAUGAAGCGAAUUCACUCAUCAAUGAUUCAUUUACAUUAUUACGAUCUAGUGAAUCAGCAUUUGAUGUUUGGUGUAAAUUUCGACAUAUUAAAACGCGACCAAAAAUUCAUGAUUUAUUAAAUGAAAAAUUUGUCGACAUUUUAAAACAAUAUGAAAAAGAAUUAGAAAAUGUCAGUAGAAUAUUUAAUGAUGGUUCAGUUUUGCCACCAUUCUAUGAUGGUCAGCAACACGAGAUGAUAAUUCGUGUACUGACAAAGUUUACACCACCAAUUUCUGGACUAAUUCAAUGGGAGAGACAUUUGUUAGGUUGUAUUAAAAAACCAAUUUUGAAAUUUUGA
Messenger RNA from Heterobilharzia americana, 2187 nucleotides. Lineage: Eukaryota; Metazoa; Platyhelminthes; Trematoda; Strigeidida; Schistosomatidae. The record is from the annotation of a GenBank genome assembly.